Messenger RNA from Cololabis saira (Pacific saury), 675 nucleotides. RefSeq names its product proteoglycan 4-like. NCBI's taxonomy places the organism in Eukaryota, Metazoa, Chordata, Actinopteri, Beloniformes, Belonidae. The record is from RefSeq and is a predicted model, not a curated record. The transcript has a single exon. Bases 1 to 675 code for a protein of 224 amino acids.
AUGCUGCAGAGCCCACCACAAGUGCGACGCCCACCAAAAGUCCGGGACACAAAAAGUCCGGGACAACCAAAGUCCGGGACAACCAAAGUCCGGGACAACCAAAGUCCGGGACAACCAAAGUCCGGGACAACCAAAGUCCGGGACAACCAAAGUCCGGGACAACCAAAGUCCGGGACAACCAAAGUCCGGGACAACCAAAGUCCGGGACAACCAAAGUCCGGGACAACCAAAGUCCGGGACAACCAAAGUCCGGGACAACCAAAGUCCGGGACAACCAAAGUCCGGGACAACCAAAGUCCGGGACAACCAAAGUCCGGGACAACCAAAGUCCGGGACAACCAAAGUCCGGGACAACCAAAGUCCGGGACAACCAAAGUCCGGGACAACCAAAGUCCGGGACAACCAAAGUCCGGGACAACCAAAGUCCGGGACAACCAAAGUCCGGGACAACCAAAGUCCGGGACAACCAAAGUCCGGGACAACCAAAGUCCGGGACAACCAAAGUCCGGGACAACCAAAGUCCGGGACACCAAAAGUCCGGGACACCAAAAGUCCGGGACACCAAAAGUCCGUCUGUAUGGCCGCCACCACUACCGGCUUCUUCGACCGACCAGGCACAACAUCAAGACUCAGUUCAUAAUGCUCAAUAAUUCGCCACAACUCCUCAACCUUUAA